CCGUGACACGUAAAUUGGCUCUCUGCGGGAGAAGGCGGACGAGGCGAAAGAUUGGACCCCUCUACACUUCGCCAUUUCCAAAUCCCUGCAACAGUACACCACCGCACCCGACACCGCUCCAAGACAUGCUCGUUUUCUGGCUUAUCAUGGCAGUCCUCUGGACGAGCCUCUUUGACUUGCUGCCAAGCGGCUUCUACGACAAGUUCCCUAUCGACACGGCCGACGCGACAGAAGAAACAGCAUUCGCGGAACAGCAUCGCCUUGCAUGCGACCGCCGGGCGGCGACGGCCAACGUAUUUUACUACUUUGUGCCGCUCCUCGCGUGCGCUCUCGUCUUCGAGUACAUCCGUCUCCACACAGUGCUGCACUCGAUGCUUCUUUUGCUCACAUUUUUGCUCGCGCUCAUGUUUCUCCAGCACGUUAUCAAGGGUCGCAUCCUUGAGCACAAACAGCACCAGUGGACACUCUGGGGCCUCGAGGCGACCGCCUCCAUCAUCCAGAGCCGCGUAGACGCUAAGGUCCAGGACACCCCACUGCUGUCCCCUAUCAAAGACGCAGUACGCACUAUCCAAGCCACCUCUUCGGCUGCGGCAAGCCCGACGAGUUGCGACGACGCUAACAAGUCAACUAGCGGUGCUCCAACGACGUACGGAGCUAUCGAGAUCACGAUUGCCGCUUAAAAUCUUGAUAAACUACGAGCUUCACACAAACUCGCACUUUUUCCGCCGCU
Molecule: messenger RNA, 730 nt
Organism: Saprolegnia parasitica CBS 223.65
Lineage: Eukaryota; Oomycota; Saprolegniomycetes; Saprolegniales; Saprolegniaceae
Exons: 1
Coding region: 126-680 (184 amino acids)
Source: RefSeq, a predicted model, not a curated record